AUGUCUGUCUCUUUAGUACGAGGUCUCACGACCCCUUUUCAAAAGGCAGGCCGGCUCACAGCGCCAUCCUCUCGCUUCGGAGUCAACUCUUGGCCACUCGAAAGAAGCACCAGGGGGUUUGGCACUUUCAAGGCACCUCCAGUCCGCAACGAGCCAAAUCCAUCAUAUAGCAAGGGCUCAGUCGAGCGUCAGAAGCUCCAACAUGCGAUCUCACGGCUGAAGAGUAACCUUCCCGUGCGAGUACCAUCCCUGGCACCUGAAAUCACAAACGCAAAGUCAGUGCUAGCCAAGCAAUACCUACCAAGCGACCACUCCGUCGCGUUGGCCGAAUACGCCCAGACGAGCCCCGAGCAGGUGUCAAUAGCCAUUGACAGGGCGUUGGAAGCCAAACCCGCGUGGGAGAACACGUCUUUCAAGGAUAGGGCUGCCGUCUUUCUUAGGGCGGCGGAGCUCAUUGCGGGAAAGUAUCGCUACGACAUUAUGGCUGCGACGAUGCUCGGGCAGGGGAAGAAUAUUUGGCAGGCUGAAAUUGACUCGGCAGCGGAGAGUUGUGAUUUCUUGCGUUUCAAUGUGCAUUACGCAGCUCAGCUGUAUGACCAACAGCACGCGUUGACUGAUGCCGGAUUCAUGAAUCGAACAGAAUACCGACCGCUAGAGGGCUUCGUCUAUGCCAUCAGCCCCUUCAACUUCACCGCCAUCGGCGCCAACCUGACCGUCGCACCCGCCAUCAUGGGCAACGUCGUCCUCUGGAAACCCUCCGACUACGCAAUCUACUCGAGCUACCUCCUCCAAAAGGUCUUUGAAGAGGCCGGCCUGCCCGCCGGCGUGAUCCAGUUCCUCCCCGGCGAGCCCGAAGCAAUCACCUCGGCCGUCCUCGACCACCCCCAGUUCGCAGCGCUCCACUUCACCGGAUCCACGAACGUCUUCCGCCAGCUGUACGGCAAGAUCGGCGAGGGAGUCGCCUCGGGGCGGUACGAGAGCUACCCGCGCAUGAUCGGCGAGACGGGCGGCAAGAACUUCCACCUGGUGCACGGCAGCGCCGAUGUGCGGAACGCGGUGGUGAAUACUGUUCGGGGCGCCUUUGAGUAUCAGGGGCAAAAGUGCUCUGCGACGUCGCGUCUCUACGUCGCCGAGUCCAUCUGGCCAGAGUUCAAGGAGAUGCUUUUGCGGGAAACGAAGAACCUGAAAGUCGGCUCCCCCGAGCAGGUCGACAACUUCAUCGGACCCGUCAUCCACGAGCGCUCGUGGACAAAACUCCGCGAAGUAAUCGAGGACGCCAAAAAGGACCCCGCAGUCGAGUUGCUGGCCGGCGGUCACACAGACAACAGCCAGGGCUGGUUCGUCUCGCCCACCAUCUUCCAGACCAACAAAGCCCACCACAAGCUCAUGAGGAACGAGCUCUUCGGCCCCAUCCUCGCCGUCCACGUCUACCCGGACGCGAAGUACGAGGAGAUGCUCCCUAUGAUCGACUCCACGACGCAGUACGGGCUGACGGGCGCCGUCUUUGCCCGCGACCGGAGCGCCAUUGAGGCGGCGGAAAAGGGGCUGCGCCACGCGGCUGGCAACUUCUACGUCAACAGCAAGAGCAGCGGUGCCGUUGUUGGGCACCAGCCUUUCGGAGGUGGUCGUGCGAGCGGUACCAAUGACAAGGCCACCAGCGUAAAUCUUUUGACACGCUUUACCAGCAUGAGGAGUAUGAAGGAGGACCUUGUCGGCGCAGACACUGUGUUGUACCCUUCGAAUGAAGCUUGA
Messenger RNA from Colletotrichum tamarilloi, 1752 nucleotides. Its product is annotated as delta-1-pyrroline-5-carboxylate dehydrogenase. The record is from RefSeq and is a predicted model, not a curated record. Bases 1 to 1752 code for a protein of 583 amino acids. Gene Ontology annotation, cellular component: mitochondrial matrix. Lineage: Eukaryota; Fungi; Ascomycota; Sordariomycetes; Glomerellales; Glomerellaceae. The transcript has 5 exons. Gene Ontology annotation, molecular function: L-glutamate gamma-semialdehyde dehydrogenase (NAD+) activity.